Molecule: messenger RNA, 8222 nt
Organism: Anolis sagrei ordinatus
Lineage: Eukaryota; Metazoa; Chordata; Lepidosauria; Squamata; Anolidae
Gene: FNDC3B
Product: fibronectin type III domain containing 3B
Molecular function (GO): protein binding
Source: RefSeq, a predicted model, not a curated record
CCACUCCUCCUCCUCCUCCUCCUUUUUUUCCCACAGUAGCCUCUACUCCAGACUGUAUGGUAUGUGGGCUGGUCCCAGAUCCCCAUGUGGUCCGACAUCACUGACAUGGCGGAAUCCCCCUCCGACGCCGCCUGAGAGUUAGUUCUCCCGGCUCGGUCCUCGCCCGCUGGAGCCAGGCGGAGGUGGUGGUGGAGCAGGAGCAGGAGCAGGGCGGCCUCAGACUCAGCCUCCCUCCCAAGGAACACCCCCCCCCUUCUCUCUCUCUCUCGCUCGCUCUCUUGUCUCUGGACUUCGGGUGCUGCUCCCCCUUUUCCAGCACAAGGAGGCCCGCCCAGGAAAAUUCUCCAUGAAUGUACGUCACAAUGAUGAUGACCGACCAAAUCCCACUGGAGUUGCCAUCAUUGCUGAACGGGGAGGUAGCCAUGAUGCCUCACUUAGUCAAUGGAGAUGGGACGCAGCAGGUCAUUUUUGUUCAAGUCAAUCCAGGUGAAACUUUUACAAUAAGGGCUGAAGAUGGAACUCUUCAGUGCAUUCAAGGACCUGCUGAAGUUCCCAUGAUGUCACCCAAUGGAUCUAUUCCUCCUAUACAUGUGCCUCCAGGUUAUAUAUCACAGGUAAUAGAAGACAAUACAGGCGUCCGCAGGGUGGUGGUUACACCACAGUCUCCAGAAUGUUACCCUCCGAGCUAUCCUUCUGCCAUUUCUCCAACUCACCACUUACCACCGUACCUUACCCAUCACCCCCAUUUUAUUCACAACUCUCAUACGGCCUUCUAUCCACCUGUUACUGGGCCUGGAGAUAUGCCACCCCAAUUUUUCCCUCAGCAUCAUCUCCCCACCACAAUCUAUGGAGAGCAAGAAAUCAUAUAUGGAAUGUCCAGUUACAUAACCAGGGAAGAUCAAUACAGCAAACCACAGCACAAGAAAAUUAAGGACAGACAGAUUGAUCGUCAAAACCGUUUAAAUAGCCCUCCUUCAUCCAUCUACAAAAGCCAUCUGGGAAACUGCACAACAGUAUACAAUGGUACCAUCAAGGCUUAUAAUGGAGCUGCAAAUGGGGGAGGCGGCGGCGGCGGAAUUGGAGGAGGUGGAAUGCCGGCUAUGAAAAAAACAGAACGCAGAGCAAGAAGCAGCCCCAAAUCAAAUGAGCAGGAUGCACAUGAAUGUGACACAGAAACAAAAAGAGUUCAAGAUGUUCUUUCUGGAAUUGAGAAACCACAGGUUUCAAAUAUUCAAGCAAGAACAGUUUUGCUCACCUGGUCACCUCCAAAUGGCCUUUUAAGUGGAGAUAGACACAGCAAUGGUUUGCCUUAUUCCUGUACUUACGAAGUUGCCUUAUCAGACAAAGGGAGGGAUGGAAAAUACAAAAUGAUUUACAGUGGAGAAGAAUUGGAAUAUAAACUGAAAGACCUUCGGCCAGCAACAGAAUAUUAUGUCAGGGUAUAUGCAGUGUACAAUUCAGUAAAGGGAUCUUGUUCAGAACCUGUCAGCUUUAUAACUCACAGCUGUGUUCCAGAUUGCCCAUUCCCACCCAAACCAUCGCACAGGACCAAAAAUUCUUUGACGUUGCAAUGGAAGGCCCCAGCUGACAAUGGUUCAAAAAUCACCAGCUACCGUUUAGAGUGGGAUGAGGGAAAAAGAAGCAAUGUCUUCAGAGAAUGUUACGAUGGGAGCCAGAAGCAUUACAAGGUGACGAAGCUCUGUCCGGCUGUGGGUUACACGUUCCGAUUAGCGGCUCGGAAUGACAUGGGCAUUAGUGGCUUUAGCCAAGAAGUCAUAUGUUACACAUCAGGAAAUAUUCCUCAAACUCCUUCUGCACCAAGGCUUGUCCGAGCAGGAGUCACCUGGAUCACCCUACAGUGGAAUAAAGCAGAGGGCUGCACACCAGAAGAAGUCGUUACCUAUACCUUGGAGAUUCAGGAGGAUGACAAUGAUAGUGUGUUUCAUCCAAAGUACACUGGAGAAGACCAAACCUGUACUGUGAAAAAUCUUAAAAGAAGCACACAAUAUAAAUUUAGGCUAAUUGCCUCCAAUGUAGAAGGGAAGAGUAGUCCUAGUGAUGUCUUGGUCUGUACCACAAGCCCCGACAGGCCAGGGCCGCCCACCAGGCUUGUUGUGAAAGGGCCCACAACAUCUCACGGCUUCAGUGUGAAAUGGGAGCCUCCUGAGGAUAAUGGUGGUUCAGAAAUCCUAAAUUAUCUGUUAGAAAUUUCAGAAGGAAGCUCUGAAGCAAAUCAAUGGGCCGUGGCAUACAGAGGAUCCGCUACCGAAUGUGCAUGUACAUACUUGAAACCAGGCACUUUGUAUAAGCUCCGGGCAUGCUGUAUUAGCACAGGUGGACACAGUCAGUGUUCUGAAAAUUUACUUGUCCGUACACUAAGCAUUGCACCAGAUCAGUGCCAACCACCCAGAGUACUUGGGAAACCAAAGCAUAAAGAAGUGCAGCUGCAAUGGGAUGCUCCUCCUGUGUCAGAAAAUAGUCAUCAUAUCUCUGCAUAUAGUGUAGAAAUGACUGAACCUGAAGAAGUGACUUCAGAAGUUUAUCAUGGUCCUGAUCUCGAAUGCACUGUGAGCAAUCUUCUUCCUGGAACAACGUAUCACUUCAGAGUGAGAGCUCUGAAUGAUGGAGGGUAUGGGACUUACUCUGAAGCCACAACCAUCACAACCACCACUGGGCCUCCUGUGCAGUGCAAAGCUCCUUGCCUCACCUUCCUCUCUGAAACAAGUGUACUUGCUACCUGGGAGAAUCCUGAGAGUUUUGGUGCUGACAUCUCAGAAUACAGACUGGAGUGGGGGGAAGAUGAAGAGUCCUUAGAACUGGUGUACAGCGGCACUGGCAACUCCUUUGAAAUCAGCCAGUUGUCGGCAGCAGCACACUACUUCUGUAGACUACAGGCAAUAAACCAGGCAGGGGCAGGACCGUACAGUGACCUUGUCACCUGCAGAGCUCCAGCAUCUGUACCUGAUGCUGUGACCACCCUCUACAUAUCAGACGAUGAGCACUUGGAUACUGAUCCACUAUCACCCUUUGUGUGCCUUGUUUUGAACUGGGAAGAACCGUGCAAUAAUGGCUCUGAGAUUACUUCUUACAACAUUGACAUUGGUGAUAUUAUCAUGCCAGUGGGUAAUGUCACGAGUUUUGUCAUCAGUGACCUGCUUCCUGAAACCACAUUCCGGAUCCGGAUUCAGGCUGUCAAUGACAUUGGAGCUGGUCCUUUUAGCCACUCCAUUAAGGCCAAGACCAGGCCGUUGCCACCUUUACCUCCUCGGCUGGAGUGUACUGCGGCAGGACCUCAGAGCCUGAAGCUGAAGUGGGGGGAGAGCAGCUCCAAGCAGCAUACGGCUGAUGACAUGGUGUACAUCCUGCAGAUAGAGGACAGGAACAAGAGGUUUACUCCAAUCUAUAGGGGACCAAGUCACACCUACAAGGUACAACGGCUGAUGGAAUUUACCUGCUAUGCUUUUAGAAUACAAGCAGUAAAUGAUGCUGGUGAAGGACCUUUCUCAGAAGUGUUUACCUUCAGCACAACCAAAUCCAUUCCCUCUGCCAUCAAAGCACCUCGAGUCAAAGCGUUGGAAGGAAAUACCUGUGAAAUUGCAUGGGAAACUGUACUCCCCAUGAAAGGAGAUCCAGUCAGUUACAUUCUGCAGAUAUUGGUUGGAAGAGAAUCUGAGUAUAAACAGGUAUACAAAGGAGAGGAGACAACAUUUCAAAUCUCAGGCCUUCAAACCAACACAGACUAUAGAUUCCGCGUGUGUGUUUGCCGCCGGUGCUUGGAUACCUCACAAGAACUUAACGGACCUUUCAGCCCAUCUGUUGCCUUUAUGCUCCAGCGAAGCGAGCUCAUGCUUACAGGAGAAAUGGGAAGGAUAGAUGACCCUAAGACGAAAAGUAUGAUGCCUUCUGAUGAACAGUUUGCAGCCCUCCUUGUUCUUGGCUUUGCAACUGUCUCCAUAUUAUUUGCCUUUAUACUACAGUAUUUGUUUAUGAAGUAAAGAGUCCCAACGCAAGCGUUUGAGAUAUCAUUUUUAACUAAUGCUACGCAUUAUAAUCCAUGAGUUUUAUUCAGAUAUUCCUUUUUAAUUUCCUUUUUUCCAGUGGCAUUUUCCUGUACAUUUUAUACAUUUUUCCUGAUUAUUAUGGGGUUGGGGUUGGAAAGGGAUAGUCCUAUUUAGCAAAAUAAAUAUCAAUGUUCAGGUGAACCAUUUUGAAAAUUCAAGACUAGAAAGUGGCCAGAGCUAUCCAAGCCAGAUACCAAAAGAAAAUAUAUUGCCUUUGAUAUUGCUUUUUGCUUUUUUUUCUUUUAAAUUUUUUAAAUCCAUUUAGUAUUGAUUGAUUCCUCUCCCAAUUCAGAAAUGUAAUCAGUUUGCCUUCAUAUUUUUUUGUUGUUGUUGCUAAAAUCUUUGCAGUUUUUAAAUUGCACAAUGGUUACUUUUAGAAUAUGCUUUUGGAUCUUCUGCAUCUGCAAGUGUUAUCCACCAGUAUGUAAUUUUGUUGCAGCUAGAAUGUGAUGUUCGCAAUACAAGGUGUAAGAUGGACAAUAAUUAUAAACAUUAUGUAGGAUGGUUUGGAUGGAAUCCUGUAUCAGCUAGUUAGUUACUUAUAUUGAACUAAAUAACUUCUCCUGGCUUGGUGGAAAGAUCACUAAUCCAGACUCCGGUUUCCGGAAGAAUGGCUCUCCUGCUUUCUAUGCAGUCAGUACCCAAUAAAGUAUACUUAGGGGAAGGAGUUGUGAUUGUGGUUACUAGUGUCACAACCAUGACUAAAGGCACAUCUACACUGGACAUUUAACUCAAUGAAAAACCAGCAGUGGAGGAAACUGUUUUGGUGUUUGAAAGCCCUGGAACUCAUUUGAGACCUGGAUGAUAUACACUGCAAAUGCUGGCCUCGAACCAGCUCCAGGAUCUCCAGGAUCCAUGGCUUCACUGGGGGAUUCUGGAUUUAUUUUUCACCUCCCCUCAUUCCAUUGUACAUGUGCAGAUUGUCCUAGCACCUGUCCCUUAAUUGUUUUUGCCAUGCAGUGUGGUUUACAUUAAAACACACUAAUGCACAUUAUGAUCUCUGUUGAAGUUUCCCCUAAACCUUAUUUGCCCCCUCACUUUGCUUGUGCAUACAUCAUAUAACCACCAUACAGCAUGGUGAAUAUGAAACCAUUACAUAUGAGUACAUCUAAGUAAUCAUUUUGUAUUCACAAUCACUAGUUAAUUGUAAUUAUGACACUACUAUUGUCAUGAUCCUACUCUCCCCUCUCCCCUUCAUGGAGAGAAGGAGGACCAUUCUGCUGGCAAGUGGAGAUGAGUGAAUUAUAUUUCCUUCAGAAUUGAGGGAAACAAGUCCCCGAGUCAAGUGAUUACUUAGGUCAUUAACAUACUAUACUGUUAUAACACUAUAUUCCACGAAUAUUCUGUGAAAUUCUAAGUUUGUAGUCUGACGAGUCACUCAAACUCUCUCACUAAGCAUUCUAAAUGCCUGUCUCUAAACUGCAAAUCUAUAGUAUGUUGCCAUGACAAUUAAAGUGGAAUAUAGUGUGACUACAGCGUAGUGUUAUUAGCGCAUUACUUAAGAUGCUGAAACUAAGUCGCUGAUACACAAUUUCAGGCUGUAUGUUUUUUCCCUCCCCAACUCUCCCCUGUUCGUUAUUCUCCAUGAUAAAUAAUUUUAAAUUCCGCUACAUAUUCAACUAUAUAUUUAGCACAUUACAAUCCAAAUAAUUUUAUUCUGCAAGCUGAAGACUUUUUUAAAAAUAUAUAUUAUUUUCUCUACCCCAACUGUUUGCACAGUAUGAACUGCCUGUAUAGCAAAUCUGAUAACUAGAUAGCUUUAGAAAUGAUAAAACAUUACAGUUUCUACCAUUUUCUUUAUUUUAUAGUCAUAAUUUUAAGAGGGCAUUGUGCAAUAGUUACUCCCAUGUCCAGCUGUUCUAUUUUUAAAAAGCUGCUUUUAACUUGUUUGUUUGCCUUUGUAUAUAAACUUACUUUUAAUCCAAUCACUAGAUUUGUUAUAUUCAUCUUGAUUUAUAUGUUUAGAACUGGUGAAAGCUUGCUGCCUUUGCUAUUUAUAUUAAUUAUUACAUUUUUUUGACAUAAGUAAUCUUUCAGUCAGCCACUUAAGGGGAAGAAAGAAGUGCAUUUAUAUUUCAGCCUUAGGAAAACCAGGAAGAGUUCAUUUGAGGCAGGACUAGAUGUUGCAGAGGACACGUGGCUGCUACUGACAAUAGGGCCACAGCUUGCAUCUUCUCCAGAAGUUGGGGGGAGUUGUUAUUUUGGAGUAUAACUCACAGAGUCUGUUAGUCAACUUGUCUACCAUGAAUUCGGGGAGCCACAGUCUAAGAAAUGAACUUUCCAAGUUCAGCCUUUCUUCUUCUUCACCUGUCCUGCCACACAUACCAUUACAUGUGGCAUGGCAUCAGUCCAUGAUAGGCUUUCUAGUCUUACUCAUGUUGAGUGUCUGCUACUUAUAAUACUGGAGAUAGGACCUCACUUUAUGUGUCCUCUUGUGGUAGACAUUACAGAUGAAGAGGUGUGAAGCUCAACCAUGUGUGUACUCUGUCAUUGGCUCCAGUCUGAAGCUGGCAUUCUUAUCAACAGCUUAUAUGAUCCAUUACCAAUCCAGUUACAGUAUGACCUCUUUAUCCACAGAUUUGAUAUGCAUAGUUUCACUUACACACACUCCAAAAAUGUAUUCUUUCCUGGGCCUCUCUAGGUUCUCCAGUGCUUUUUUAUGGUGUGGUUCCACCUCAACUAUAAUCAAAUUAUAGAGUUCAUUAUUAUCCAUGAUUUCAAGUAUCCGCAGCGGUGUCUUGGGACAUAUUCCCUAUGGAUACCGGGGUCGUAUUGUACUGUUUUCCCAUAAGAAUAUUGAGUUCAUUUUUUUACAUCUGUGGCCUAAACAUACUUGUUAGUGCAGUCCAUUAAAAUCCUUGGGAUUUUUUUUAAACUUUGAUUAUUUAUAAUGUCAACAAUGUUCAAGUGCCUCAGGGAUAUUGAUGAGCAGGAGGUGCAAAGAGUGCAACAGACAUAGGGCAUAGUCCACCAGGAACUUCUUGUUUGUUCGCACUAUUGCAGUAAACCAGAUCCCUCUGCAACUCCACCUUAAUUUCCACAGAGUCUAGAUACACAGAGAAACUACCAUUGUGCACCUGCUAAUAGAGCUGUGCCCACAAUGGAGAGGUUCUGGUAAAAUUGCGCUCCACACUUGGUAUAUCCCUGCUUUUUUAAAAAAACACAAAAAUAAACAUUUUGUAUAUUUUUGCAUUUAUUUUUUUCUUUAUUUCUUUCUUGUAUGGAUUUUCUUUGCAUCAUAGCUCUUCUGUCCUCUGUGUUUGCUAUGAUACAGUGUCCUGUAUGCUACCAUAUAUUCCCAUAACCAAAGUAAUGGGGCAACCAACAUUAUUUUUUGUUUUAGGUUUAUUUAUACUAUAUACUGCAUACUGUACUUUAAAUGCCAAUUACAGUGCAAUUUUAUUUAUUGUAAAAACAAAAAGGAUAAAAAAUAAAAAGUGUACUUAUGUACUAAAUUUCCCCCCCUUCUCUUGUAGCAUGUUAUAUUUCUGUUUGGUUCUGUUUUAUACAAGUGUAAUUUAGGUAAAAUGUUUUUAUCCCCAGCUGCAUUCCUAGAAUUAUUAAUCUUCUUACAGUUUUCUUGUAUGUUUAAAAAUGGGAGAGUCUAAAUGUAUUAACUGCCAAAAAAUAAAUGCUCUUUUUUUUUAAGAAGAAGAAGAAACAAAUCACCCAACAUUGGCAUCAUUCGCCAAGCAUUAUCCUGGGUUAUGCCCAUUCAGUCUAUGGGUUUUGUCUAUCAGUAGAGCUUGUCAACUUGUGCUCUUGACCAACAAGUUUACAUGUAGCCAAAAAAAAUCAUUAUCAUCUCUUGGAAGAAUAUUCUAAGAUGGGUGAACUAUUCUGUGUGCCUCUCUAGAUGUAGCAAACUAGUACAAAGUUUCUGUAUUGUUACUAAUCAUCCUUAGAUUAUAAAUAUGCACCUCUUUCCUCCUCCCUUUCACUAUGGCCGGGCAUGGCCUGUCAAAUGUUGCUAGUGGUGUCAUAUUGAUGAAACAUUGAUGAUCCAGAACAUUAAAGUUUCAUAAAGGUUAUUUUGGUGGGGGAACAUUCAUCCAAAAAUAGCCGAGUUUAUUGUACUUAAAUCUCAUUGAUGAGUGUUUGGGUACAACUCACUCUCUUGCGAUCCAGACCAAUAUGUUUUGAAAGCUGAUCACUGCAAAA